Molecule: messenger RNA, 5480 nt
Organism: Ahaetulla prasina
Lineage: Eukaryota; Metazoa; Chordata; Lepidosauria; Squamata; Colubridae
Exons: 1
Coding region: 2417-5458 (1013 amino acids)
Biological process (GO): DNA integration
Molecular function (GO): zinc ion binding; nucleic acid binding
Source: RefSeq, a predicted model, not a curated record
CAGGGGUUAUUUUAGGACCUAUGGCAUGUUUUCAGUACUGCAUUUAAAAUUGCAUUUGCCCUUUGAUUAUCUGCUUCUUCCAAAUAUUUGGCUCCAAUUACACAGGGAAGUACCUCCUUCCUCCAUGAACAUGCCGGUCAUAAGUUAGCUUUGAAAGUUUCUACAAAAUGGCUUUUUAUACAUACUUCAAAUAUUACAAUAUCAUUAGACAUUUUAAUGAUUUCAUUCAGGAAGGGAACUGAUGUUUUCUAUGUUAUGGUCUUAUCCAUGGCAUUUAUUUUCCUUAAAAUUCUGGUCUGUGGGGUCCAUUGUAAUUCUAAUUCAAGUUUCAGAUAAUCCGAUCACUUUUGCUUUGAUACCCAUAGUGCAAAACAUCAAGGUUAACAGCCUGUUGUAAUAUUUGUUUUAGCCUGAUAAUGGAGCUCAGGUGGAAAGCAAGCAAAUCAAAGAGGACAAAAACUGAGGGACAACAGGCCUUGAGAUCGUGCUUUUAAAACUGAAGGACAAUCUUCUCAGCCUAGACCCCAUGGGCUACCUUUGGAAUACUGAACUGAGUUGCAAUCCAAUGCAUAUGAGACAGGCUGUUUUAUGUUGAAGAAUGUAGCUGCUUUUGUCUUCACAUAAGAUUGUCUUAUCUGAAGCUGGGAUGACAGCUAAAAAGCUGCACAGUUGACUUGGCAUGAGCUAAACAUGACAGCAGAUGGGACCUAGAUUUAUUUUUAUCUAGACUGAAAAUGAACAGAGUAAUGAAUGAGAACAAAUGGCUACAAUAUUUUGAUACUCCAGAUUGUAGUAUUUGUGGGCUUGAAGGAUUUGUCUCUAGCAAGCAAUGAUGGGAAAAGGUCUAAAUUUACAAACCAUUCCAAAUGGUUAUCUCUUCCCAUUGCAAGCAAUGCUAUUGAAAUUGCCAUGGGCAGUGGGGGAGGGCGGAGGAGAGGGGAGAUAUGAAUGCCUUUAUAUAUGCCUCUGACAUAAUGGACAAUGUGCGGGGUCUUCCUCUGAUUAUGGCAGGGAAAUAAUUCAUAAUCCAUAGGGCAGAUGUAUUUCAAGAAAGUUCUACAAAGUUGGUCUAUGUUAUUAAUAGUACAGCAUAAGGGCAAUUUUGAGCUUAAGGACCAGAAAGUUUGAAGUCCCCUACAUACAAAUAAACAAUGACGAAAAGGAAUUGUGCUUCCAUGGAGUCAUUGAAAAUUCAGUGGGAUACAUGUAUAAUAAAUGUAUUAUUUAUAAACACAGAAAGACAUUUUUCUAAUUGAAUUAUGGAAGAUUUUGAAUUAGAAUAUGAUUGUGAUGGAAUGUUGCUUAAAUUCCCAGGAGGGAGGGAAUGCAUUCCAGAGAAACAAGAGACAAUGCAGUUUACAGUAAUACCUUGAUACUCAUCAUUAAUUGGUUCUGGGAAAAGUGAUGCAUAACAAAAGCAAUUUUUUCCAUAAGGAAUAAUGUAAAUAAAUUUAAUGCAUUCCCAAACAAGACAAUGCACAUUUUAAGGCAAAAGAUAGAGUUGUAUAUCAUUGCUGCCUUUUUCGGUGUAUAAGACGCACCGGAUUAUAAAACACACCUUAAUUUUGGGGAGAAAAAAAAAAAGAAUUCUGCCUCUGUGUUAUGUCCUCGGAGUUACGACCCGAGGAACCUUUGCCUGUUGCUGGCCGCCUCUGAUUGGCCCAGGCGCGGCUAGCCCAGAGCGGGAAACCCGGUUGCCUUUUGAUUGGUUCUUCAGACUUGACAGCUAGCUAUUUAAGCUGCUGUCAAGGCAAGGAAUGUUGUUGUUGUUCUGAGGAGCACGUUAGCUCCAAUUGUUAUUCUUGAAUGUGGAUUAGAAAAUAAAGACGGUUACUGCUUAAGCCUCGGACUGCCUUAUUGUUCGUGAGUACAGAACACUGGCGACGAGGACGGGGGCCGGAAACCCAUCACCGCAGAAAUGACAACCACGCUUCCCACAUUCCCUCUGUUCGAGCCGGCUAAUGAGGCUUGGGACACUUAUAUCGAGCGCUUUGAAUGCUUCCUUCAAGCUAAUGAUUUGUUAGAUCUGUCAAGUGCCAGGAAGCGAGGCUUCUUCUUGAGCUCCUGCGGCCAUGAGAUUUUUGCCACGGCUAGGGCUCUAACCGCCCCUCAACAGGUCUCCUCUGUUCCAUGGGAGAUGCUGCUAGAAAAAUUACGAGCUCAUUUCUCUCCGGCUCCUUCCCGCAUAGCAAGGCGACACGCUUUCAGGCAGCGUUUUCAGAAGGCAGGGGAGUCCAUUAACGAAUACAUGGCUUCCCUACGUGUCGCCGCUUUAGAGUGCGAAUUUCGAGAUUUGGAUGAGAUGUUGUUAGACCAACUGGUCACCGGGGUUCGAGACCUGCGGCUGUAGCGCCGCCUCCUAGCCCGCAAAGACGCAACCCUGCAAAUUGCCUUGGAUGAGGCGCGAGCCUCUGAGAUGUCUGAACGGUCGGCUGCCGAAAUCCAGAGGUCCCAUGCUGGGACUGCUUCCGAAGGCAAGCCUCAAAUGGUCCACCAUGAGACCGUUGUUGAUGACAUACCGUCCGACGAAGACGACGAAGUAAGCCGCCUCAAGGCGACGCGGAAAAAUGUGUGGGACAGUGACUGGAAAAACCCUCAGGGAGGUUGCCUCGGAUGCGGAGGAAAUUACCACCGUUCUGAAUGCCGUUUUAAAACAGCAAUUUGCCGCCGCUGCGGCCGGAAAGGCCACCUUUCGCGGGUCUGCCGGGCAUCCCUCCCCGCCUACCAGGGUGCCUCUCCCCAAGUGAAGCCCAAGCAAGGUGCCAGGAAGAUGCCGAGCCGCCGUGAUGAGUGCCAUGCAGUUGACCGCAAGGUGAUGAGCGCUGAUACCGCUGUCAGCCACGCCUCCGCCACCGUUCCCACCAACAAGAUUUACCUCAGGAUACAUCUGGAAGGUGUCCCUCUCAAGAUGGAGGUUGACACCAGCUCUUCGAGGUCCCUCAUAGCUUGGCAUACCCUGCGGCGCCUAUUGCCUAAGUUUGCAAAACGGUGCCUCCAGCCCUGUCCAAUUAAUUUAAGGGACUAUCAGGGGAAUCCAAUUCCUAUUGCGGGUUGCACCUCUCUUAAUGUCUCCUUUGGGACCUUUGCGGGUCGUUUACCCCUCAUAGUAGUUAGAGACAACCUCCCAAGUCUCCUGGGCUUGGACUGGUUUGCUGCUCUGCAUCUUGACGUAUCAGGGAUCCACACCACCGACCUAGACACCCCGGCCCAACUCUUCUCCGAAUUUGCCGAUGUAUUUGAGGGCCAGUUAGGCAAAUACACAGGACAACCUAUUUCUUUUAAUUUGGAUCCUCAAGUUGCCCCAGUCCGCUUAAAGCCGCGAAGGGUACCGCUAGCACUCCGUCCCAAAGUAGAUAUGGAGCUGGAUAAACUUAUUGCCCAAGGAGUCCUAGAACCUAUUGAGUAUUCACAUUGGGAGACCCCUAUUGUGAUCCCCCUAAAACCGGACGGAUCCAUUAGGAUCUGUGCCGAUUACAAAUGUACUAUUAAUAAGGCCCUGCAAGCUAAUCAGUACCCCCUUCCGGUGGUGCAGCAAUUGCUUCACUCAUUAGGGCCUGGGCGGGUGUUUGUUAAAUUGGACCUCGUCCAGGCGUAUCAGCAGCUCCCGGUGGAUGACGUGACCGCCAUGGCCCAGGCGAUUGUCACCCAUCGGGGCGCUUUCAGGUGCAACCGCCUGCAGUUUGGGGUCAGCAUAGCUCCCGGGUUGUUCCAGGGAUUGAUGGAACAGUUGCUCCAGGGGCUCCCGGGGGUUGUGCCCUACUUCGACGACGUUCUGAUCUCGGCCAUCGACCGAUCAGAACUCGUUGAACGGCUACGGGCCGUCCUCAGCUGUUUCUGGGCUGCAGGGUUGAAACUAAAAAAAGAUAAGUGCCACAUAGGGGUGCCACGGGUAGAGUUUCUAGGAUUCUUGGUGGACUCCAAUGGAAUCCACCCCGCACCUUCUAAGGUCGAGGCAAUUAAGAACGCCCCAACUCCAACUAAUAAGGGGGAACUGCAAGCGUUCCUGGGGCUCCUUAAUUUCUAUUCCGUAUUCUUGCCCCAUAAGGCUACCUUAGCUGAGCCCCUCCACAAACUCUUAACCUCCAAGGCCCAGUGGCACUGGAACCAGGCAGCUGCUAACGCAUUUCAGGCUGUCAAAGACAUCCUCGCGUCGGCGGCUGUGCUCGUUCAAUACGACCCCUGUUUGCCGCUGUCCUUGACAUGCGAUGCCUCCCCCUAUGGUUUGGGGGCCGUUUUGAGCCAUCAACUUCCUGAUGGCUCAGAGGCCCCUACUGCAUUCUACUCGCGCACCUUAUCGGCUGCUGAGCGGAAUUAUAGCCAGCUAGACCGGGAAGCCCUAGCUGCGGUAGCUGGAAUCAAAAGAUUCCACGACUACCUCUAUGGUCGGUUCUUCUCUCUUAUUACCGACCACAAACCAUUAUUGGGGUUAUUGUCAGGGAACAAACAAACACCCCAAAUCCUAUCCCCGCGUAUGUCCCGGUGGGUGGAAUUCCUAGCUGCCUACUCCUAUCAGCUAAUAUAUAAGCCAGGAAAGUUUAUUGGGCACGCUGACGCGCUCAGUCGUUGCCCCCUCCCCAUGACAGAUGCAGACCCUGCCCCGACGUCCCCUAUCCUUUUUGUUGAGGACUGGGACAUAUCCAUCUCCGCCACCUCUAUACGUGACCUUUCUGCAAGGGAUCCUAUUCUCUCUACAGUUUUGGACUGGGUGCGCAGGGGGUGGCCCCGGGGACAGGUAGCCCCCAGUUUCCAGCCUUUUGCCCGCCGGCAGCAUGAGCUGUCCGUCCUUAAGGGAUGCCUAUUGUGGGGAAAUCGGGUAGUAGUUCCCCCCGACCUUAGACGGCGCAUUUUGGCUUGUCUGCACGAUGCCCACCCUGGCAUCGUGCGAAUGAAAGCCCUGGGUCAUAGCUAUGUCUGGUGGCCGGGCAUGGAUCAGGAGAUCGAGGCCUGGGUAACUAGAUGCCCUCAAUGCCAGACCUCCAGACCUGCUCUGGCUGCUGCACCAGUUAGGAACUGGGAGCUUCCUAAGACCCCUUGGGCGCGGGUCCACGUGGACUUCGCGGGACCCUUCCUAGGCCAGACUUUUCUGAUUUUAGUAGAUGCCUACUCGAAGUGGGUAGACAUCGUCCUCACACCGUCACCCACGGCGGGGGCAGUCAUCCGAGCCCUAGACGGCCUAUUCGCUACCCAUGGGCUACCCGACGUUAUCGUUACCGAUAACGGAGCCCAGUUCACCUCGGCGCCUUUCCGGCAGUUUUUGACAAGGCUGGACAUCCGCCAUGCCACCACGGCCCCGUACCAUCCGGCCGGGAAUGGCCGGGCAGAGAGGGCCGUACAGUCAGCCAAGGAGGCUUUGGGACGCCUGAGUUCCGCAAAUUGGCAUCAAAAGAUAUGCCAAUAUCUCCUAGCGCAACAUACCACCCUUGCCCAGAAACUAACCGAAGCCCGGCUGAAAUGCUAAUGGGUCGGCAUUUACGGACCAU